AUGGCAUUCCAGCCAUUAAGUCUAAUUGCCGAGGCAAUCCAGACGAGUCCUGUGGGUUACCAGAAAGCCGAUGAUAUUUGGCUUUCAAAUAACGGUAGUCUCACUGCUUGCAGUCCGGCAUAUACCCACGAACUAUCCUUCAGGGUCUGCCGGCAACCUGCCGUCCUUCGGGACCGUGUCACGGAACACGGCUAUGAGAAAGGGGAGGCUGAGUUCCUUGGUUUUUGGGACCAGCUCGGGGCCCAGGUACAAACCAGGAACAACCUCUUUAUCGACCAGGUGCUUCCCCUCAAGGCGGACAAUACACAGGCCCUCAGCCGCCGCAAGCAUGGCUACGAGCCCAGCGGAUACUCUCUAGGCCCAAGCAGUAUUCUUCCAGCGGCUCUCUUACAGAAGCUUGAUUCGAUGUCUUCAAUGCAGUCCGCCAAUCUGACGGUUAGCCUGAUGGUGGCGAGACUGUGUACCGAUUUGAGACACGCGGGCAUGCUAGAUACUAGGGUUCGAUUGAGUACCGAAGGUCGGCCACGUCUUUCUGAUAUUUCGGAAGUGACGGAGCCAUCGAGCCCGGAGCCUAUCUCAACCCCUACCACAUUGAGGCGUCUGUCGACGUGGUCGCCGGUCAAGCUAAUAAGCGACUCGAUCAAGUGGGGUUUGCUGGAGGGUUUGCCGUAUGUGGAGGGACAAGACAGCGCACCUCUGUCGUCGAAUGCGGGCGAGACGGGCUCUAAGAUGUCGGCGGUAUUCACGAGCUCAACCGUUCAGCAACUGAGGAACAGCAAUCUGAGAAGCUUUAGAGUGGACUUCUCUGCAGAGGCUUUCCAGAUCAGUGGCUCGGGUGUCCCACAGCAGGUUUCACCCAACGAGUACUCGGUUGAUACCAAGCAAAACCUCGACAUCUUUAGCCAACGCUCCCUUUCCGUUGUCCAGACGCUCGCCGACGUGUCGGCGGAAGUCUCCACAGGGUCGGUUGACGCUAACGUUGUGGUGGAAAAGAAGGAUGGUCGCCUUUUCGUGAGGUUCAAGAUGCCCGCGGAAUUCGCCUCCUACUUCGCCCAAGCUAGUGUCUCGGCCGUUUCCAUGGACGCCGCUGAGGAUGUCCCAGCUGAAGAAGACGUUCAGCACAGCCCUCCCUCUCCGUCUCCGGUCCCGAAGACGCAAAAGCAAUCCGUGGCUCGGCCACUUGCAAACGUCUCCGAAGGUGAAAGCAACGCGGUGGGUUGGGCAGCGGCACCGAGUGAACCUUGCACACCCUUCGCCACGCCUCACAUCCCGAUGGGCUCAGAAGAACGCGAUAUCGAUACCCCCGGAUCGGAUGCAUCAUUUGUGUCGACCAAUACUGAUGUAUUGGUCGCGGGUCUACCGGAUACCCCGACUGCCAUCGUCCUCGGAGGCCAUGAGCCGCUGGGCACCUUUGGCAGCAUGUUGGCCGAUGAUGAUGAGCCUACGGGCGUUAUUCAAGACUGCGGAAGCCCAGUUCCAUCAAGCCCUGCAAGUGUUGUUCAUAAGACCCCUCAGACUCCACGGAUCUUGCGCCCUCGGCCCGAGUUCACCCCAAGACUCAACCGGACCGUGCCGCCUUCGCCUAGUCCUCUCCGACAAGUCCAGAAUGCCGACGAGCUCGAUUGGAAUGAGGUAUCGUUCAUGUCGACAAACACAGAUUAUCUUGUGCAUGGUCUGCCAGACACACCCACAGGCAUUGUGCUUAACUCGGAGGCGAACACGCCCCGUUACAGCAACCGACUAGCCUCCAUUGCCUCCACUGUGCUGUCAACGCCUCCCGCCCAGUACACCCUUUUCUCAACGGGCACAGCUCCGCCAACCGGGGUCGAAACCCCGCAACGCCUGCAGACCCCGGUCGCCACGAGCCCCAAUGGCGAAGAGGCGACUAUGAAUAUCCACAUCCCCGCUAUUGAAGAUGGCACACUCAAUAUCCAUUCGUAUGCCGAUGGAUCGUCUCAAACGGAUCAGUCUUUCGGGGACUUGUCGUUGCUUUCUACCAACACGGAGCGCCUUGUGGGUGAUCUUCCCGACACUCCAACUGCUCUCGUCCUCGAUCCCAACGAGUUCAAUACUCCUCGUUACAACAUGAUCUUGCAAGCCCGCCCCUCUUCUCUGUCUUUCUCGCCUCCCCUCGAUCUUGAAACCUCUCCAAUCCUGCAGAGCAACUCGGAUACUCCCAGUAUGCCGCAGCAAAGCCCUGUGCGCGCAGAGUUCGUUGCCAAUGACGACGCGGCCACUCCUCAUCAGAGGGUUACCUGUGACGAAUCCGAAGGUCAGCAGACAUCCCCAACGCCUUCGAAGCCGGCAAGGAGCGCGCCUACUCUGGCAACUGCCCCAACGUCGGUGGUUGAUUCCCCUGGGGAGGUCGCUGCAGUCACGGAAACAGCCCGGCCAUCUACGCCUAGCCCCACCACGCCCCAGAAGAUGACUCCUCACCCACCGCCGGCGAGUGCUUCUGGUUCAAUUGUGCGAGACCUUGAGACAAGCGCCACUCCUACUGUUAGGCAAUUUACUCCAGUUCCACGCACGCCGGCUAAGCAGUGCGAGAACAUGCCUGUGAACCUCAUGUCGAGCUCCAAGGCAACGACAACCCCGCACAAGUCUCCAAAGGUGUCGGGUUUGGUUGGCACUCCUGUCACUAAAGGAAGUCCUUUGAAGCAAAGCACUCUUUCGGAGCCCCGGGCCCGUACUCCGCAGUCUGCUCGACCCGCUCGGCCGGAUCAUCUGGCAGAGGCUCAGGAGGCAGAGGAUCGAGCCUACCUUGACAAGUUUUUGAACCAGCACAAGGCCAGUAAGGCUGCCCGAACCGCUGAGAUUCAGAGUCGCCCCAGUACCAUGAGCACAGGCUCGCCCGCACCUCGGUUACCAUUGGGUCAGGUCGAUGUUAACAUCUCGAGCCCCAAGAAGACGAGCCGGAAGCGGAAGACAGAAGACGGUGAAGUCAAGGUGGUGGACCCCUCUGAGCCUCCAUCGAAGAAGACCCGGAGUAGCGACAACGCCAAGGCCUCUGACCUCAGACGAUCUACUAGAGUCAGAGCCAAGAAGGCCGAGGAUGUCGCUGACCAGGCCGACCAAGGAUCGAAGAUCCCGGUGAGGGUAGGAUCGGGUGUUAUUGGAGGGCAGGCGACGGGAGGCAGGGAUGCCGACCUGGCUGCUGUGACGCGCACUAACACGCGACGGAACAAAGGUCAGGCGGAUAUGCCCGAGGAGGUGCUCGCACGCCAAAGGGCCGAUCCUCAAGGCCAUCGCAUGCAAGAACUAAAGGAAAUUCAUGACGCGCGAGUGGCAAGACAAGGACGGCCCGCUAAGAAGAAGGCGGUUGCUUGGGGCGAAAACCAAAUCGUUUACCACGAAGUUGAAGACGAGGAGGAGGAGAUGACGACCACGGCACCCGAGCCUGUGUCCAUGCCUGCGCCUCUCCAGCACCAGCUCCACUUCCAAAUCGACGAGCAGGUCUACCACCAAGACGUCCACCAAGGCGAGCACAACCAGUGCUGUCUCGAAACGCUCUGCACCCACCUUGACGCAAGCGGCUGGCGUAAGGAAGGCAACGCCCAAGAAGACGACGACGAGGAGUACCGUGACGAGCUCGGCCUUGACCUCCACACCCAGUCGGAGACAGACACGGUCAUCCACCAGGUCGAGCAAGUAAAAGACUUGCGGCGUUUCAACUGGCAAGGGCCACGAUUCAAGGAGCAUCUCAUCCUCAGUGACCAUCUUUAA
Messenger RNA from Parascedosporium putredinis, 3723 nucleotides. Lineage: Eukaryota; Fungi; Ascomycota; Sordariomycetes; Microascales; Microascaceae. The record is from the annotation of a GenBank genome assembly.